This is a messenger RNA of Odontomachus brunneus, 8587 nucleotides long. It is a transcript of the gene Snrk, whose product is annotated as SNF-related serine/threonine-protein kinase. Gene Ontology annotation, molecular function: tau-protein kinase activity; ATP binding; protein serine/threonine kinase activity. Gene Ontology annotation, biological process: protein phosphorylation; microtubule cytoskeleton organization; intracellular signal transduction. The transcript has 8 exons. Lineage: Eukaryota; Metazoa; Arthropoda; Insecta; Hymenoptera; Formicidae. Gene Ontology annotation, cellular component: cytoplasm. Bases 1255 to 4554 code for a protein of 1099 amino acids. The record is from RefSeq and is a predicted model, not a curated record.
UUCAGAGCGCGUCCCCGAGUGCGUCGACUGCACCGAAUACGUUUCCUCAGCUUUCUCGUGUGUCACCGUGUCGCGGCGGGUGCUCGACCGCCGUCGUCUUCACGGGCACUCGCGUCGUCGUACACCUUUGAGGAGAAUCCGGAGAUCGAGUGUUGUGUGUCGGUCGUGAGGAUUCAUCGCGACGUGUGACAUCGGUACGUGCCGUAAAAACGGUUACGCGAUCAAGGAAGCGAGAGAGAAUAACGGAAAAACGGUCAACGGCGACGUGUAGAAGUACACUCUCGCUGUGCUCGCAGCGCUCAUGUGUGAGUGUAUGUGUGCGUGCGCGCGCGCGUACGACGGUUGACGUGUGAGCGCGUAGAAGUGAGAGAGAGCGAGAGAGAGCGCGCGCGUGUGAGAGGCGGCGGCGAAUUGCGGGAGAGAAGAGGAGAAGAGAGGAGAGGAGAAGAGAAGUGGGAAGUGUGUCGCGCGCGCGGACGCACCGUCGUCAUCGGCAAGGAAGGUGCCCGGAAGUCGCUUUCUGCUCGCGCGAGUAUCUGCCUGCGAAAGAUAGGUAGACUGAUAGAAGGAGAGAGGGCAAUCGCGCGGGUGGGCGAGGUAUCCCGAUAGGAGAAGGUAGAGAGGGAAAAAGAGAGAGAGAGACAGACGACGAAGAGGAAGAGUCGGGUCAAGAAGAAAGAGGUGAUCCAUCAGCUUGGGUGCGCGAGUUCGUAUCCGUGAGACGAGGAACGAGAGCAAGUUGUGUGUCUCGUAGAAAGAGAGAGGAAGAGAAAGAGAGAGAGAGAGAGAGAGAGAGCCAGUGACGAGGAGGAUUGCGUCGCGGACGAGGAAUGUGAGAAGCGACUGAGCGGUGCCGUGUAAACACGCGUCUCGACGCGAGGAAAGGCGAGGCAGCCCACCAGCGACGUCGUCGUCGUCGCAGCGUUCGAUGUCGUUGGCUUCUUUCCCGUCAUCACUCUUGUCAUCACCGUCAUCAUUCGUAGUAUUAUCGUCAUUAAACAUCGACGUUGCUCGCCAGUGAAGAAGCAGCAGCCCCGAGAUCCUGGUUGCAGCUCAGUAUCGUCGCAGCUCUCGGCAACUGCUGGAGCUCGCGAGGUUGCUGCGGCAUCGAUCAUCAACACCGACACUGCCGACACGCGUAUGUGAAUCCGCAUCACAAAUGACAGUGUACCGGACUGCGGGCGGACAAGCGGGGUGCUGGCUAGACUCGUUGCCGUCGUCUUCGUCGGUUUAGCGGACAAAGAGCGGCACGAGAUGCAUCGAAGGGUGGGAUACAAGAAUUAUGACGGCAAGAUCGCCGGGCUCUACGACCUGGAAGAGACCCUCGGCCGCGGUCACUUCGCCGUGGUGAAACUGGCGCGGCACGUCUUCACCGGAGAGAAGGUCGCAGUGAAGGUCAUCGAGAAGAGCAAGCUCGAUGAAGUCUCGAGGGCGCACCUCUUCCAAGAGGUGCGGUGCAUGAAGCUGGUGCAGCAUCCCAAUGUCGUGCGACUGUACGAGGUGAUAGACACGCAGACGAAGCUAUACCUAAUUCUAGAACUCGGCGAUGGCGGGGACCUCUAUGAUUACAUCAUGCGCCACGACAGCGGCCUCAGCGAGGAGGUGGCGAGGACUUACUUUCGACAGAUAGUCCGGGCCAUAUCAUAUUGCCAUCGGCUGCACGUGGUGCACCGGGAUUUAAAGCCCGAGAACGUAGUGUUCUUCGAGAAGCUCGGCACGGUGAAACUCACGGACUUCGGAUUCAGCAAUCGAUUCUGCCCCGGCCAAAAGCUCGAGACAUCGUGCGGCUCGUUAGCUUAUUCCGCCCCGGAGAUACUUCUGGGUGAUAGUUACGACGCCCCCGCAGUAGAUGUUUGGUCGUUAGGUGUAAUACUGUACAUGUUAGUAUGCGGUCAAGCGCCAUUUCAAGAGGCGAACGACAGCGAGACGCUGACGAUGAUCAUGGAUUGCAAGUAUUCGAUCCCGGCGCACGUGUCCGACGGCUGCAAGCGAUUGAUCGCGAAGAUGCUUGUGCGGGAACCCGAGGGCAGAGCCUCGCUGGAAGAGAUCGCGGCGGACCCGUGGCUGGCGAUCGGCUCGGAUUCCGACACUAUGGAGACGUUGCCGCUCGUGUCGCGUCAGCAAGUCUCCGACGACCAUCAUAAUCAUAUAAUCGCCAAAAUGGUGAAAGGUGAAAUCGCCACCAAGGAGGAGAUCUUGGACGCGCUCGACAAGAAUGAAUACAACCACAUCACCGCGACGUAUUUUCUGCUGGCGGAGAGGAAGCUGCGCGCUCAUCGGCAAGAACAAAUGCAGAAAGCUCGACCAGAGAAUUUGGAUGUCUCUCCGAGUCGGCAAGAUGACUUGACGACAAAUCUGCGUACGGAUCAGAACUCCUUGGGCACCGUAAGCCAGUCGCUAUUGAGCGUACCACGAACGCCUGGUGACGUACCGCAGAACGUACGUACGCGAAAGUGCAGUAUCGUCCAAGAGGAAGAAGACGAGGAUGACGUGUCCUCGUGCUCCGGCCGAGACGAACGCGGCAGUAAUUCGGCGUUGAACUCCUUCAAUCGUCGCGGCUCUCGUUCCGAGGGCAAGCUCUCGCAUAUCCUGCAGGAGAAGUUGUCGCAACUGCCGGAGAAGCAUAGCGGCAUGAAACCCGCUGUGCAAGGCCAACGGCAUCCGCAUCAGAAGGAAGACGCCGCCGUUAUCUCUGACAGAGGGGAAAGACUGAAGCAGAGCGCGAGAAACGAGAAAGAUAACAAGAUGUCAUCGCCGGCACAUCCGAAGAGCAAAAUCCAGACGAGCGAGGUCCUUCUGGAAGAACUGCCCAUGCCGUGGAUCACGACGACACGUGAGGAGAAUCUGAAGAACCUAUUGAGCGAUGCGAAUACUCAGUCAACGGGGUGGGCUAGGAAAGCUACCGGAACGGAAGUUAGGCCGAAACUGGUAACGGAGUGUCUGAAGUCAACCGGACAUGUACCGAUAAAUAAGUGGAAGUCGGGCACGCAGCAUCAUCGGUCCAGCUUGCCACCUACAGAAUUGUCGACGAAUCCCUCGAAACCGUCCGAAGCAGCUACGACGACUACCACUACAAUUCUGUUGGAAUCGUCGACUGUGUCGAUACCCCUUCGUCCGAUUAGCGACAAUCAGUUGACGUUGAUACCCAAAUACAAGACCAUGCCGUCGCCUAGCAGCACGAACUCUCCUAGUCCACAAAUCACGCUCAACGAAAUCCUGGAAGACGGAGACGGCAUGCAGAUGCAGGCGAGCGAAUGUGGCGGCUCAACAGCGGCUAAAUGUCGCGUAGUCAGACGAACAACAUACGAGCAGCGCAGGAGCAAGUUCCACAAAACGCGCACAACCUCGUGCUCGAGCUCGGACGCCAGUGACGACGACAGCGAGAGCAGAAAGAAGCGAGCGCACAAACUCGGCGCGUCCACGGGUAAACCCUUGCCGCCAAGACGCGACAGUCACGACGACUCGAGCGACUCGCAAGAUCCAGGAGGAAGCGGUGGCGGUAGAGGCGGUGUAGGUGGCGGAGGUGGUAGCGGCGUGAGUAACGGCGAGCACACAACGACCGACACGCCGACGACAACCGAGAACAAUCGGAACGACAGCGGUAGCGGCACUAAUACAACGACAACGACAACUGGCGGCAGGCAUCGAUGCACCGAAAACCAGAGCAUGUUCGGCAGAAGGCAUCGCGCCGGCCGAAGAAGAGCCGGUGAGACGCGACUGCGAGAGAGUCAAUCGUUGAAUCGUAUCACCGAGGUCCAAGAAGCCGAAGCGCCCUCAUCAUGUUAUAAUCACUGUCACAUGUCGCGUAACUCGACCGUCCUUGGCACACAGAACAACGUCUCCUCGCCAUCGUCAUCAUCAGUGUCGCAGAGCAGCACAGCCUCCCAUAGCGCCUCCGCCACUCAGCCUACGUCACAAGUGACGACUACGGUGCAAAAGGCGAAAGGUCUCGGGGCAAGAUUGUUGCAGAGCUGGUCGCUCGGUACCGGUAAGACGCAACACGCCUCGAAACACUCGUCAUCGUCCGCUCACAGUGUCGACGGGAAGGCUAACAACUGUCAACGGCAAUUGGGCGGCGGGAACGCCGUCGACGAUCGUCGAUCAGCGGAUCACAAGUGCAUGAAUCAAUCCACGGUGUGCAACGACAAGGAGAACCGCAACGCGUCGAUGAACCGGAACGAGUGUAAGAGCAGGAAGAUCCGGUUAUUGAGCCGUUACUUCGCUGUGCACAAAAAGCUUUGCGUGCCACUGCCAGGUAUUUUCGGCAAAGGACGUCUUUACAAGGCGCGCUCAUGCGGCAGCAUCACCCGCGACCGUGUGAGCCCACCGUCGCCCAAGUCGAUGCUGCUGUGCCCGCCAGCGGAAGACAAGUGGCGGGAACGUCAGCAAUGGUGUGACGCGAAGCAGCACCGCGGCAGCGAUGGUGACAUCAAUCAGAACCUAGGCCUGGCGCAUCUCGUGCAGGAGAGCAUCGUAGGUAAGGGCUGCGCCGGCAUGCCCACAGUGUGCCACAUUCAUCUCGGGGACGCUUCCAAGUGUUGCAGCCUUUGUUGAUGAAUCGCUCAUCGUCGCAGACGAGAACGCGGGAACUCGGGCGCGCGUGAAUGCGUAUAAGAUACGAAAGACGCGAGAGUUGCACUAGGUAAGAAACAAGAAUCGUUUCCGGUGCCAGUGACGUAGCCGAUACGGCUUGCGCGCGUGUAAAGCUUUUUUCGCGAAGAACCUUUUCGUUCGUUAUGUAUCAUUUCCAGCGAAAUAGUAUAUAUAGAGAGAGAGAGAGAGAGAGAGAGAGAGAGAGAGAGAGAGAGAGAGAGCGAGAUGAAGAAAGAUACAUAUUCUUCGCGACGUUGAUGCGCGAUCGAGAAAGAUCUGAUUUUUAUUUUUCUUUUUCUUGGAGAAUCCGCAAUUUGAAACACCGCGCGCCUCUGAAACAACGCGUGACGAGAGCUGUCGCUCACAGUGGCUAACGAUUACCGUAUUUCUAAGCGCGAGAUCGCACUCGUGUCCCUGUAUAAACAACCUCACUCUGUAAGCAAUACAGCGUGCAUGCGUGUCGAUGAUCAGCAAUACAGAAAAGCUCCAGUAUUUUUUUCUUUUUCUUGUUCAUUGACGACGAAAUUUACGUAGUUAGUUUAGAACACACGUUGAUGCACGUGCGGUAACGGUUAGCCACGAAAUCAAGAGUUACAUGACUCCGGUCUGCCAUCGAUGUAUUUGACUGAUCACAUCAUAUCCCCGUUGGUCAACUAUCGAGCAUACAAGGAUUAAGGCGAGAGCAAAAGAGAGCAAAAGGAGCGCGUCGAUCUGUCGCUCGCUCCGAGAGAAGGUGUAUCUAGUCCAUAUGAACAAACCUGUAUUAAAUAUUGCAGAGUUUAUGAUAUAAUUAUAUUAUAUAUUAUUAUAUAUUAUUAUUAUAUUAUACCACACUACACACACUAUACUACUACUGCUAUUACUACUAUUACCGUUAUUACUAUUACGAUCGCUAUUAUAAUCGUGAGAUCAUCAUCACUAUCACGAUUAUCGCUAUUGUCAUCAUCAUCAUCAGCAUCAUUGCCACGUUCGCCUCCAUCGCCAUAUAGCUAUCUCUCUUCUUCGUGAAUAUUUAUAAUGCAGAGAAACCCAAGUACAGUGUAAUAACGCAUAAUGCGUCGCUGACGCAACUAGCGAUCGACAAGUACGAAAUCGCACAGUGUCGAACAGUGUCUUCCUCGUCCUACUUUUUUGUCGAUUCCUCCCUUUUCGUUCAUACUUUCUUCUCCUCUGCCUCAUUGCUCGUUCUUCUCCUCCUCCUUCUUCUCCUUCACCAGAUAGCAUUGCCUUUACGAAGCUUCCUCGUUAACUCGUUAACUUAUUAAGACGGAGAACACAUAGUUUCCGAAUGGCGAUUGACUAUAUAUAUCUAUAUAUAUAUAUAAAUAAAUAUAUAUAUAUAUAUAUAUAUAUAUAUAUAUAUAUAUAUAUUAACAAUUAACCGAACGGAUAUGCGAGCAUUGGCCCCACGGCGCAACAGCCUGAGUCGCGUUUCGAAGGUGGAACGAGCGAGGGGAGAAACUCACUCGCACGGAGUUUGUAUAUUGUCUGUUGAACACGGUGCAAGAGAGUAGAAGUGUACUUCUUCAGCGAGCAACAUGCGCGCGUUUAUAUUAGUAGCUUAAGAGGGUAAGCGGCGAUAAAAGCAAUCGUCAUUAUAUCUCGACCCAUUCUCGUAGCUGGAAUGAUCGGCAGCGAUGAAGACAGUAGGUGAAGAUCUGUUGAACGUGCUUGCCGGUUAAGCACGUCCGCGACAUUCGGCGAUCUGCUCGUUCUCCGAAGUGCUCGCGUCACGUACUCGAUGGUCGGUCGAUCGGUUGGUCGGACGGAUAAUAUCGUCGUAUUUAGUCAUCGUCAUCGUUCAUCCACGUCAUACGGGCGCUGUGCCCAGAAAGAAAGAGGUACCUACGAUUAUCGUGCGUGCAAACGUAAUCGAAUGUAUGUGUGUAUAUGCGUGCGCGCGCGUGUGUGUGUGUGUGUAUGCGUGCGCGCGUGUGUGAUCGUAGCGCGGCGAAAAUUCAUCGAAUGAUUUGUCACAGCGCGUUGUCGCUUCUCUCACGUAGCGAAGCGAGUGCUUUUCCGUUUUUCCGUUAUCAUCCAGUCGUUCCCACCCGUCCUCAUACCGUCCGAUUCAGUUCCAUUGUACCUUCGCAUCAGUUCAUGAGUCUCGACCACCGAGUGCUGGACACUCGACAAAUGAACGACGAGACGAGUUUCCCGCGGCGAUACGCGCGCGUUUCCCGGCUUCCUCCCCUUCCUUCUCCGCCCUGUUUUGUACACACACCUCACGUUUGAUAUCGUGCGAAUAAGGCUAGAGCAUAUGGAUAUGUGCGUGUGUGAGUGAGCACACACGACAUGUGCGUGAUAUCGUACGGCGAUGUUUAACGUAAGAGGCAAUUAUAUCGAUUUGUCGCAACGCCGGCAAAGAGACGGUCUCUCUCAAAUCGUCACUGCCGACGCUCGUCGAAGCCCCUUUUCUUCUUCCACCCCCCUCCGUCCCUGUUAUUCUCCUCGUUUGCGUGUUUGUUAUAAGCUCACGACUGUCCGCGAGACGCGUCGCAUUGUAACUUCUUUGAUAAAGACUGAAGAAUCCCGCAAUGACUUGGAUGAUAUCUCGACUACCACCUCUACUUACCUACUUAUCUGCCUACCUAUUAUCGAUCUAUCAACCUAUCUACCUACCUGUCUACCUACUUACCUACUGCGUCGUACGAUGACGAUGACCUAACGAGACCAAAAAUGAUAAUUCGUAAGAAUUCACACAGACCUAAGUUUGCGCUAGCUACAAAAGUGCAAUACUGUCGUACAAAGCCAAGUACCUUGUGUCGGUAGUCGUUGAUUUUAAGAUUCGACUCGAUUUUAUCUUUUUCACCCUAGCUAAACAUACUACUACUAUUAUACUCGGGAUUCUAACUCGAAAACUCGGAGCUAAUUACAUUCGCGGUAUACAUGGGCAUUAAACGUUAUUUCUCGGUGUACGGAGUAUGAUAAUAUUUCGGGAAAGAAAGCGAUAUAAGACUUUAUUAGGGCUACAAAAACUCUCUCUCCCCGCUGCGAACGAUCGUACGAGGGGAUUGUUGUUAUUGUUGUUGUAGUAGUUACACCGACAAAAGUGGGGAAGAGAAUUCAUCUUAGCACGAUCAGCGCGAAAGCUCAAGCGAAAUUUCCUCGCAGGAUCUCCCAAGGAUCGUCGCGCGGCUUGUGUGUCGGUCCUAUAUACAUAUAUAUAUAUAUAUAUAUAUAUAUAUAUACAUACAUAUAUAUAUAUAUAUAUAUAUAUAUAUAUAUAUACACAUACAUAUAUUUAUGUAAAUCGCGAGCGUCUCUUUCGCGAAGCGAAGCUCGAAUCAACUGUAUAUUCUGGAGCUGCAAAUAGAGUAUAAAGUAUCUCUCUUCCGUGUGUACAUAUCUUUGACAUUUUCCUAUGUCUGGGACAACUCACUCACCCCGAGCGAACUGUUAGCGGUAAAUGAGAAAGCGCGAGAAAGAAAGAGAGAGAGAGAAAGAGAGAUAAAAUAUUUUCGUGCUGUAAAACGGAACGCCAAUCCACGUUGUGGCUUUUCAUGUAAGGUACGCGCACAUACGAUGUGUUGCGACGAAAUUUAAGCGCCGCAUCGAACGCAUGUGAUUCCGUAGCGAGUUAGUUUGCUCUCGCGCUGCUCACUAAUUUCGCCCUCCUUUUCGAGCGCGAGGGCCGCUCGAUGCUUCAGACAUCAUCGUCGUCGUCGUCGUCGUCUUCGUCGUCGCAUCGUAUCAAGGCGAACGCCGAGAGAAUUCUCUCUGAAACGGUCUACUUCUCUAUAGUCUAUCCGGCCUGAACUGACCAAAGCCCCCAACGAUAACACUCCGCCCGAAUCGCCCGUAGCCUCCGACUCGUCAUCCCGACUUACUGCCAGCUGAGUGUGUUUUGAGAGAAAGAAAGAAAGAAAUACAGGACACGCCGCUCUCUUCGCUAAACCGGCAUAAGGUGAAAUCUCUGUAUACCGCCAGCAUGAUCGUUCAUGCACUGUUGUGCGCGCAUCCGGACGAAAUAAAUUCAAAGUGACAAAGUUAA